AUGUUGCUCGAAUCAAAACUGCUGCGUUGCUCACUGGAGAACCAACAACAGAAACUCCUGCUCGCCAAAUUGCACCCGGUCUCGAAACAGCUCCAUAGCAAGUCGGGCCUCUCAAAUAACGCACCGUCGACGGUGCUGCUCCUGCUCCGCGGAAUCAGAGAGACCAUCCAUAUGCGAGAAUUGUCAUCGCUGCAAUCUUCCCCAUUCCUGCAACCACCGGGGCCACUUGACGGAGACAAGACAUUCUCAAAGCUGUCCGCACUCGCGACCACAAUUGCCCUCGAAUUCGAAUUCAAACCCGGAACCGAUGAUGCAAGCGACUCAGAACGCUCGUUACUAUGGCCAUGCUGGUAA
This is a messenger RNA of Penicillium taxi, 354 nucleotides long. RefSeq lists its product as uncharacterized. The transcript has a single exon. The record is from RefSeq and is a predicted model, not a curated record. The coding region runs from base 1 to 354 and encodes 117 amino acids. NCBI's taxonomy places the organism in Eukaryota, Fungi, Ascomycota, Eurotiomycetes, Eurotiales, Aspergillaceae.